Molecule: messenger RNA, 1662 nt
Organism: Trichomonas vaginalis G3
Lineage: Eukaryota; Parabasalia; Trichomonadida; Trichomonadidae
Product: adenylate kinase protein
Exons: 1
Coding region: 1-1662 (553 amino acids)
Source: RefSeq, a predicted model, not a curated record
AUGCCGAAGCGUUUUGCUUUCGUGAACUACGGCAAUUCAAGGGAAGGCUCUGCUAUUGCUGAUGCACUCAAGGAAGAAGGUUAUUUUGUGUAUGCAACAUAUCAGCCAGAUCCUAAAAAACUUGAUCAUCUGAAACCUGCUCCGUUAUCAGUUGAUCAGUUUAUCGAUUCAGAUAAAGAAACAAUAUUAGCAACAAUUAAACAAUGCCAUGCAGUAAUUUAUACAAUAUUAGACACUCCAAAACUUGCAAACGAAAUAUUUACAGAACUUGCACAAGAUAUUGGCGUUAAAAAGACAAUUGUGAUCAUAUCUCCAAUAUUUACAUGGGGUGGUGAACCUCGUGCACAAGAUUGGAAGAAGAGAUGGCCACAUCCAAAAUAUGCAGAUUUUCUUUCAGCAGAACGUUAUUUAACAACACUUCCACUGAAAUUAUACGUCAUGUGUACAGGUCUUCUCUAUGGUGAUGGCGAAGGAGCUCUUUUGCCUCUCUUCCAAUCAGCAUGGAGCCUAAAUCCAGUUCCUAUCUUAGAAGAGAACCAUAAUGUCAUCCCAACACUUCAUGUUAAAGACAUGGCGCACAGUGCAGUCGCAGUUCUUUCAUCAAAACCAGAGAAUCCAGUUUUUAUUGCACAUGAUGGCUCCCAUACAACACAGCACGACUUAAUCAAAGCUAUUAACACUACAUUCGGUGCAGGCCGCACAACAAAAACUACAGAUGACCAGUUUAUCUCGAAAUACGGUCGAGAAGUUAUCGAUUGGGUUAAAUUCGAUAUCGAACUCGAAGCAGAAGAAUACGCCGGCCUUGAUUUCGAGCGUCACUGCUCAAAUCCGGUAGAAGAAAUGCAAACACUCGUUGAUGAAUUUGUUACACACAGGUUAUUGAAGCCAUUACGUAUAUUUGCUAUUGAUUUAGAUACAGCAUUGAUCGACGAGAUCGUCAAAUACUACGGCGUUGUCAAUGCAACAGACGAAAAGCUUAAAGAACUUUUUAAUAAUGAUAAAAGCGAAGAAGCCGUUGCAUUACGCGAAAGUGGUAACGAAGAAGAGGAAGCACCAACACUCGAGAUCCACAAGCACGUAUUCGCAAAUGCACCGUCUCUCCGAAAUCUUGGAUAUAUUAUUACGAAAGUUCCAGAUAAUGAAGAAUCACGUGAAUCAUUGUUCAUGGAAGAGGACGAAGUAUCUGCUUUCAUUCCGAAAUACAUCUUGACAUCACACGAAUUCGGCCCUCUUGAACGCUGGUUCAUUUCUCGAGGAAGUCACUGCUGCAAAGUCUCCAACAUGGAGGAAGUCAAGAAAUUCCUUGGUUUGCCGAGGAACUUCACUCGCGAAAUCCGAAUCCUUGAAGCGAGACGAGAAUUGGAAGCGAUCCAAAGUGCAGAAGCAGAUGCACAAAGGAAAGAAGCGAAGAGACAAGCGGAAAAGGAGGAAGAACAUCGUCAGGAACUACAACGAAGAGAUGAAGAACUUCUUGCUGAAUGUGAGAAAGAACUUAAAUCUAUGCAAGAAAUUCGAUCUAUGGAUGCUAAAUCAUAUUUGAUGCAGAAGUUAGUUCCAAUCUUCAUUCCACCACUUGCACAGAUCUCAGAAGCUCGUCCAGAUGAUCCUCUUCGUUUCUUGGCCAGCCAUUUCGAGGCAGAGGCAAAUAAACUCAAAGAAUAA